AUUUCCUUGAACAACCUGUCAGACAACCGUGGAGCCACUCACUACAAAAAACGACUGGGGAGGGGCAUCGGCUCUGGCCUGGGCAAAACUUCAGGGCGGGGGCACAAGGGGCAGGGGGCACGGACAGGGCGAAGUCCAAAGCUGGGCUUUGAGGGCGGUCAAACUCCCCUGCGGCAGAGAGCGCCCAAGAGAGGUUUCCACAACCCGCACGCCGUGGUAUGGGAGCCGCUGAAUCUGGGCACCCUCCAGGAAGCUGUGGAGAAGGGGCGGCUGCAGCCGGGCGCAGUCAUCACCAUGAAGACCCUCCACGACGCCGGGCUGCUAUCCAAAAAGAUCCACCACGGUGUCAAGCUGCUGGGCUCGGGGGCGGAGACCUUCAACAAGCCGCUGCAUCUGCAGGUGAGCCAGGCAUCGGCCAGCGCGGUUGCGGCAGUAGAGCGCGCCGGAGGCAGCGUGACAACCGUCUACUACAACAAGCUAGGCAUGCGCGCGCUGCUCAAGCCGGAGUGGUUUGCUCGCAAGGAGCGGCUGCUGCCGCGGCCGGCCCGGCCG
Molecule: messenger RNA, 552 nt
Organism: Coccomyxa subellipsoidea C-169
Lineage: Eukaryota; Viridiplantae; Chlorophyta; Trebouxiophyceae; Coccomyxaceae
Product: ribosomal protein L15
Exons: 5
Biological process (GO): translation
Cellular component (GO): mitochondrial large ribosomal subunit
Molecular function (GO): structural constituent of ribosome
Source: RefSeq, a predicted model, not a curated record